Messenger RNA from Lycium barbarum (goji berry), 2891 nucleotides. RefSeq lists its product as uncharacterized. Bases 1095 to 2891 code for a protein of 598 amino acids. The transcript has 2 exons. Gene Ontology annotation, molecular function: zinc ion binding; nucleic acid binding. The record is from RefSeq and is a predicted model, not a curated record. Lineage: Eukaryota; Viridiplantae; Streptophyta; Magnoliopsida; Solanales; Solanaceae.
UAACCCCUCAGGUUUGGUUUACUUACACAUGUUCCCUGUUCGUUAUAUCAGUUUCCUGUCUAAAAAAUGGGUCAAGUGGUUAGUUGACCCCUUACAAAAUGGUCUUUUUGCUUUGUGGAACUCUACAAAAAAAAAAAAAGUUUAUGAUCCUUGUGGGACCUACAUAUUCAAAAGAAAUUGCCAACUAGCAUUUGUGAUUCCCUUGCAAAAUAGAAGGGCCUUAUUGCAAUUAAAAGAUUGUUGAAACAAAUAUAGAAAAAACGAGCACAUAUUUGAAACCAGCUGGUUCUUUUCCCUCCAUCUGAUCAAGCUUCUCAAGCAAGAUGGUGUGAAAAAUAGUGCCUUGCAAAAAAUUCUUGUUUUAGUUUGAUAGAUUUCUGGGUGAUCAUCUAUAAGUAACAAUGGCAAAUCUGAUUAUUUACAUUGAGCUUGAACUCAAGGAGGAAAAAUAUUUUAGGGUGAUUAAUUAUUGUCAAAGAAUAUGUUAUAAUGAGUUGGUAGAAGUAUUAUGUCAACGAUGCAAGAUAACAUGUGAUUCGGGCAACAUUAGUUUGAGUUAUAAGCCUAUGAUUUUGGAUAAAACUUGGCAAGAGACACCAUAUGUUCCAUUAGAGGAUGAUUUUGACUUAAAAUCCUAUUUUAUUAUUGUUGAUGAACGAGGUGCUAGGCCCACACUGAAAGUGUGUUUACUUGAGGAUGGGAAGAGAAUAGAAAAGACAAGUGCAGUAAGUUGUGAAAGUGGUGAAAUACAUGUUCUUGUGGGAAGUAAUGGGUGUAACGUGAUCCAAGAGCAUUAUAGUCCUAUAUUUGUGGAAGAAGAACAACCAGUUGAUAAGUUUGUUGAACUUCACUUAGAGUAGAAUGUUAUUCAAGAGCAUUAUAGUCCAAUUUUUGUGGAAGAAGAAGAACAACCAAUUGAUAAGUUUGUCGAACGUCAAUUGGAGCAGAAUGCGAUCCAAGAGCAUUAUAGUCCUAUUUUUGUGGAAGAAGAACAACCAAUUGAUAAGUUUGCCGAACGUUAAUUGGAGCAGAAUGUGACCUCCGAUUAUCAAGUUGUUGAUGAUGAAACAGUGUAUACGGAAGGGGGCUAUCCUAUGGCAGAUGUGGCUUGGGAUGAAAACUUUACAACCAUGCCGAACGACGAGUGUCGCAACGAAGGUAAAUUUAGUGAUCUUUCUGACCUUCAUUUUAGGCAAAUAUUUGCAGACAAAAAGACAGUUUUGAGGAAGUUAAGAAAAAUUGCUCUUACUGCUAAGUUUCAAAUGAAGACAAAGAAGUCUAAUCCUAAGUUGGUUUUUGUAAAAUGCAUUGUUGAAAAGUGCACUUGGUGCGUACGUGUUAUAAAGUUGGCAAAUUCGACGCGCUUUGUUGUCAAAAGGUAUUGUGGUGAACAUAAUUGUGGUAUCAAAAGUGCGCCAAAAUACCAUAAACAAGCUACAUCUGACUUGAUUGCAAACAUGAUGCGCAAAAAUUUUGAUACAUCAGGACACGGGCCAAUACCAAAAGAGAGAAAAACUUUAGUAUAUAAUGAAAUUGGAUGUGAAGUAAGUUACUGGAAAGCUUGGAAAGCAAGACAAAAAGCCCUAGCUAUCAUAAGUGGUACCCCUGAAGAAGGUUAUUCAUUGUUACCGGGGUACUUGCAUAUAUUGGAGCAAACAAAUUCGGGUUCGAGGCCAGACUUAAAGUUAGAUGAGGAUAACAACUUCAAAUAUUGCUUUCUUGCUUAUGGAACAACUAUAGAAGGAUUUUCUCAUAUGAGGAAAGUAAUUUCUGUAGAUAGGACAUUCUCGACUGGAAGAUAUGGUGGUGUACUUAUCUCAGCAUGUGCACAGGAUGGUAAUCAUCAUAUUUUUCCAAUUGCAUUUGCUAUUGUUGACUCGGAGAAUGAUAACUCAUGGACGUAUUUUUUCACGAAGCUUGCUGAAUGUAUUCCUGAUAGUGAUGAUUUGUGCAUUUUAUCAGACAAACAUGUAAGCAUAAAGAAUGUUGUUACUGAUGUGUACAAGCUUGCACAUCACGGAUUUUGCAUGUAUCAUAUUACUAUGAAUUUGCGGUCCAAGUAUGGUGAUUGUGACAUUCUUUAUAAUUUUCAAGAAGCUGCAAAAACAUACACAUUGGAUGAGUUUUCUGUUUAUUUUGAUGCAAUAAUGAAAUCAAGUGUGGAAGCUGGUUGGUAUCUUGAAAAUGAUAUUGGGUUUGAGAAAUGGGCGAGAGCCUAUUUUCCUGGAAAUAGAUACAAUUUGAUGACAACAAAUAUUUCAGAAUCACUCAACGCAGUUUUAAAGGUUCAAAGAAGUUGGCCUAUUGUUUCUGUACUCAAAGCUAUCCAAGAUAAUAUGACCAAGUGGUACGUUGAAUGCAGCGGCAGAGCUCAAAAUAACAUUCAUUUCUUAACCCCUAAAGCUGAGGGGUUGGUUCGGGAUCACUAUGUUGCCUCUUGUUUGCUAGCUCCUACCCGUUUAAACGAACAUGAGUUUCAUGUACGUGGUGAUAUAGAUUGUUUGGGUAAUCUGGAGCAUAAAACAUGUACUUACAAGGUUUUUCAAAUGGAUAAACUCCUAUGUGAGCACGCGAUAGCAGUUUUGAAACUAACCCCAGGCCAAGACAUAUGGGAGGAGAUAUAUAAACUGUGUGAUUCUAAGUACCUGAAUGAUACGUGGAAAAAAUCUCGGGAUAGAACAAUUUAUCCUGUUCCUUAUCCAAAAACAUGGAUGAGACAAUCAGAGGAACAAAGAGUGGUUCAUCAUCCUUCCAUAAAAAUGCCUAUAGGUUGCAAGAGACAGAAUCGUGCUCCUUCAGUUGGCGAGAAUCCAAAGAGGAAGAAGCAACAAAAAAGUUGUUCAAUAUGCAGGCAAACGGGUCACUAUAAGACAAAGUGCCCUAGAAGAUAA